UGCUAGGGACAUGCGCGAUGCGCGACCCGUGCCCCUCAGCAGCGAAAACCCCCAGCGAGACCGUUUACAUAUUGUAGUUUUGUGUACGCGUGAUGCAAAAACGCACAAAAUCAGGGGGGUUUUUUUUUGGUGCGCCCUUUUUUGUAGCAUAGCAGUAGCAGAAGUAAAAAGGCAACUCAGAAGCUAAUCGGUGAGCCUUUGCGGUUAACGAAUGUGUUGAAUAGUAUAGUGCCGUAGGCCAGGGUCGUACAAAGCACGCAGGAGAUUUGGUAGAUGCACUUUUUUUUUUUUUGGUUGUUGUACAGAUACAGUUUAGUGGAACUAGCACAACACAUGACAUGUCUCGUGGGUGGCGUAUGCAAAAAAAAAGUUAAUCCAAAGUAGGAAAUAAAGGAGCGGGUGCACUUUUUGGUUCAAAAAGCAACAAUCAUACACCAUUCAACGUACGAAGUAGUGAGCAGGGGAAAAAGGUUGUUUUUUUGUUGGUACAAUUCAGUCUCAUCCAUUGCAUCCUAUCGUUCAGCAUUAGUGUGAUUCGUCAUCGAUAGCUAGCGACCAGUGUAAAUGGCAUCGGUCCCAGGUGUGAACUAGCAGCACCAAAACCCGUCUGCUGCAAACGUCUGCCCUUUACACCUGCCCGCUGGUGUGUAGUGUCCGGCCAGCAUGGAGGAAUUGCUAAUGUCGAUAGUGAAGGAGGCGACGGGCAGCAAGCUGCAAAAUCUCAAACAAGCCGCACAAAUCGCACACGAGAAACUCUCCCGCCAGCAUGGCAUGCACCGGGAUCCGUCCUACGAGCUGCGCUCCGUCUGCUUUACCGCCCUGCAGAUGGCACUGGAGACGAAGCGGCCCAAAUUCAUUACCUACGGGCUGAACGGGCUGCACCGCAUUAUACGGGACGAGCGGUUCUUCACCGGGCUGGAGCCGGAGGACGAUUCGCUGUGGCUGCCGGCGCAGCUGCUCCGCGCCACCUCCAGCCUCUCGAGCAUCGCGAACGAGGAUACCGUCGUGAACGUGCUGCGCCUGAUACUGGCGAUGGCCUGCUCGCAGACCUGCACGCUGAACGGGCGGCUGCUGAUCGAGAUGCUGUCCAAGUGCGGCGAAUGCUGGGAGAACGGGUCGCGCGCCGUCAAGGCGGCCUCGCUGGCCGCCGGCAGCCAGUGCUUGCGCACGUUCUGCGCGUUCCUGAAGGACGAGGCGGAGGAGAUUGUGCGGCUGGAUCCGACCGGCAUCAUCAGCCUCGGCAUGGCGGCCGCCGUCUACAACGAGGUGAUACCGGUGAUGCAGUGGCUGUGCAGCCGGCUGGUCGAGCCGGCGACCGGCAGCACGAAGGCGGGCGACGGCGGCACCCCUAACAGCUCGCUGUAUUUGAUGGAGUGCAUACUGACGCUGGUGGUGUCGCUGCCGUCGGACGUGCACGCGAACCCGCACUUUACCGCGUUCCUGUGGCAAAAGUUUUGCCCCACGCUGGCCGCUACGAUGGGUUCGCCCGGGCGGGUCAACAAGGACAAGAAGUUUACGUACCGCGAUGCAAUACAUCUGAUCGAGAGCGAAAACCGUGGGUUCUUUACGCGCCCUGGGCUGGAUGGGCCGCAGGCUCGCUGUAUUUAUCUGACGAGCAUCCAGCUGCUGCGAAUAGCGGGCGCCCAGGGCAGUCUUCGGCCGAUGCUGGAGGCACUGUUCCAUCGUAUGCUGCUGCUGCCGGUUCCGAGCAACCGGGCGGAACCGCUACGGUAUGCGCGCGAGAUCUUCAAGUCACCGGAGCGGUUGAUCGAUCUAGCCAUCAUCCUUUAUCCUGACAAGACGCAGAGCAGUAGUGACGAUAUGGCACUCUUCCGAUUGGUGAUAGACGCGAUGGAAGAGUGCGCUGCAGCCUGGCAUCACGGCAGUGCCUCUGUGUACGGUGCGCUAAGCUCCAGUGUGGAGUGUGUGGUGGCACUGCUCGAGAGUCUGCAGGUGCUCUCGUCCGGCAGCUACGACGAGUCGCUGAUCGGCGAUCGCAUUGCCGAGCUGGUGAACGAGCGGUACGCAGCACUGGCCGAUGCGGACUACACCGGGCCCCUCACCUAUCAAUCGAUGACGCGUUUGCCGCCGCCGUAUCGGGAUGCGGUGGCCGAGCUGCGCCAGAGCGGAUUCGAAUCGUCGUCCGAGUCGGAUGCGGACGGGCCACUGGAGCAUGGCUCAAUCGAUCCGGAGCUCGGUUCGGUCGGUUCGGGCGACACGGAGGGCCCAGAGGACGAGACGCACUCGUCCGGCGACGACGUAUCGUCCAAGGCGAGCCAGGGCAACUGGCUCUGGGCGCACAUUGACGAUUCGGGCUCGAGCGGCCGCUCGGACGGUGACUGCGACCGGCAGCAUGCGCGCGAGUUUGCCGCCGUGCUGGCCAGCGAGCUGGUGCCAUCGCUGCUUCGCCUCAAAACCUCGAUCGAGAUAGACGAGGCGGUGCAGGAGUUUGCGUCGCGCGUCUGCCAGCGCAACAGUGCGACGCGCGGCGACGGCGACUACGGCGCACUGACGGCGCUCAACGCGGACGGCAUCUAUCUUGCCACCUACUCGGCGCUCCUGCUCGCCCUGCAGCUCGUCACCGGCGGUCACUACGACGAUGACGGCGGCGGCAUUGACACGGACGGCCCAAAACCAGCCGCCAUUCCGCUCACCGAGCAGCAGUUCGUCACCUCGGUGCAGAACUCCGGCAUACUGGUGUACCUGUCGGCGGCGUGGCUCCGCGAGCUGUACCAGUGCAUACUGGCGGGCAACCCGCUGCAGGCGCUGACCGCCACCCAGCGGGCGAAAGACCCGGCGGCCAGCACCCACUGUGCCUUGCUCGAUAUGCUGCACGAUGCGGGCGGCACCGGCCCGACCCAGAUGCUGUCCGACUGGCAGCGGCUGCAGUCGGUCGUGCGGGUGCACACGGAACCGACGGCGAAGCAGCGCGCGGCCCGCAAGAUCGCACGCCGGCUGCUGACGUGCUGCUGGGAUUCGAUGGUGGCGGUGCUGACCGCUGGGCUGGGCGAGGCCGACGGGUCGCCCACCGCCCGGCUGGUGAAGCUGUCGAAAAAGACGUUGCGCGUGCGCAAGGAGACGCGCGGCUCGGGCGAAACGCUGUACGCGCUCAGCCUGGACGGGCUGCACGCGGCGGCGACGCUCAGCAACGCGCUCAGCCUGCAGCAUCUGGCAGGGAAAAUUAUCAACCUGAUCGCCUCGAACGUGUGCCAGAACGCGGGUCCCAAGAUACCGGCGAGCCACGCACUGUCGAUGGACGUGGUGCUGUCCGGUGGGUUGGAGCUCGGCUCGCACAGUGCCGACUGUUGGCUGCCGGUCUUUUCCGUCUGUCGGCACGUCACCCAGCUGGAGCACGACCUGUUCAGCUCGCAGAGCAACGCGACCAACGUGGGCAAUGCGCCGGGCGUCGGACAGUGCAAGGAGUCGUCCGAUCAGCAGUUUGGCAAGGGCGAGACACAGUCGGACCGGCUGCACCUUUCGCCGUACUCGGUCGAUGAGGAUGAGACAUGUGUCGAUGUGUACAGCUUCCUGCAGGCGCCGAACACGAACGCCAACAUCAAUGUCAUCACAAUACUGAAGGCAUACUCGGCCAACGAUGCGGUCAAUCUCACGCAGACGGAUACGGCCAAGAUGCUGUGCGCACUGUCGCACCAGGCCGACGUCCUGUUUGCGGAGGCCGCCGAGCGGCUGAGCCUGCCCGCGCUGCAGCAGUUCCUGAGGAGUUUGUGCCGGGCGUCGCGGGAGCAGCUCUAUCGCAGCACCUCGCUAAAGAAGGGCAAAAAAUCGUGGUGGCUCGGGCGGCCCUGGAAGGUGAAGAAUGAUUCGCUGCCGCUGUCGCUGCUGCUGCACCGCGUGGGCGAUGUUACGCUGAAGGUGUUCCGCGGUCCUCGCCCACUGCUGCACGUGCUCAAGGUUUGGGCGAUCACUGGGCCGCACCUGAUGGACGCCGCCUGUCACAAGGACCGAAGCAUCUCGAAGCGCGCGAUCGAGUACAUCCACGACAUCAUCACGGCGCUGCUGGUGGAGCAGACCGAGCUGCCGCACUUCCACUUCAACGAGGCGCUGCUCAAACCGUUCGAGAAUCUGCUCAGCAUGGACUCGUGCGACAUUGACGUGCAGGACCAGAUCGUCGCCUGCCUGUACGAGAUCGUGGAGGCCCAUCGCACCGAGAUACGGUCCGGUUGGCGGCCGCUGUUCGGCACGCUGCGCACGGCCCGCAACCGCCCGGUGCAUCUGUCCAACAUCAUCGACAUCUUUCGCGUGUUUCUCGAAACGGACAACAUGCUGGUGUUCGCGAACGCCGGCCUGGACUGCAUACUGUGUCUGCUGUCCUACCUGGAGAUCUCGGGCAAUGGGCCGGCGGCGGCGGCGGCUGACCACGGCCAGUACCCGGCGGCGGCGGCGGCCUCCGGGACCGACGACCUGUCGCUCACCAUGCGCUCAGGCGACUUCCUGUACGAUGCGCUCAAGUUUCUCGAGCGGUGCGCCUCCAUCCUCGACUUUAUGUACAACAUGCCGCAGUGCCCGAACCUGCACUCGACGUACAAAAUCAAGGGCAUCACCUACACGCACAUCAUCGACGCGAACAUACCGAACUCGAUGGAAAACUUUACGUUCUUCGGGCAGGAGUACCUGCAGAGCACGAACGAGCAGUGCAUGAUCAGCUACCGGUCGCUGCACAUCGACAAGGAGUCGAUACGCAAGAUCGACGAGCUUGACCGGCCGAGCGGCGUGCUCAAGGUGUGGUUCCUGCUGCUGGACGGGCUGACCAACUCGCUGAUCGUCUGCCCGAUCGCGCACCAGUCGCCGAUACUGCAGUCCAUCUUCAAGCUGUUCAAAACGCUCAUGAUCAGCCCGGGCGUCGAGUUUGGCUUCUACUGCAUCAACCAUCUGCUGAUACCGAUGAUCCAGGACUGGCUGCGGUACGUCAACAAGGCGCAGAAGAGCUGGGUGCUGAUCGAGAAGAACUUCAAGCACUGCUGCUGCAUGACCACCGAUCUGGUGGUCGACUUUCUCGCCAAAUCGCAAACGCUCGAAACGCUGGGCGACCGGGUGGUGAUUGGCAGCGAGUCGCUGCUCGGGCAGUCGACCCCGUCGCCCUCGUCCACCCGGGCGGCCACCAGAGCGGCGGGAAGCGACGGCAAGUACCGCAAAGCGCCGCACGCCGGCGACGAGCCGCCCGGUAGCAAAGCGUCCGGCACGCUGCGCCUGCCCAGCUCGGCCGUACUGGCGCUGAAGCAGCUGCUGCUGGUGCUGAUCGAGUGCUCCGCCCAGUCGCAGGAAACGAUUGCCCGGGUCGGGGUGUCCUGCAUGAAGCACGUCAUCUUCUCCGCCGGCUACCUGUUCGAGGAGGAGCAGUGGGUGAUCAUCGCGUCCGCCAUCCAUCGGGCGAGCACGGUUUCGAUGGCGCCGCUCAAGCAGCUCAUCUUCGCGUUCAACCGCAACUCGAACAGCUUCUACGGCGACUGCGCGAACGUGAAGGUGGCGGCACGGCGCGACAGCACGCCCGAGGAGCUGCAGCGCAUCCACUCGCUCGCCCAGCAGGUGUUCCUGAUGGACACGCAGCGCGACGCGCUCGGUGGCCGCAGUCUGCCCGUGCCGCAGGAGGACCGCUCCUACUCGUUUCUGCUCUACCCGCUGCAGUGCAAUGGGGCGGCACUGAGCUCGCCCGUCAGUGGCGCCGGCGGCUCCUCCCUGUCGACCGGGAUGCCGCCGUCGUACGGGCUGGCGGUCGAUUGCUACAUCAUACGCAUUCCGUACCGCAAUCUGAUCGUCGGCAUGCUGGCGAGCCAAAUGCUGCUACAGCUGAUCGCCAACAUCCUGCUGAGCGGGCUGUCGAACGUGCCGAGCGAGCUGAACACCUGCUUCUACAGCAGCGGCGCCGAGGCAGGGCCGCCGGGAGGGGCGACUCCACACAGUGGCGCCGGCGGGUCCAAAACGCUGUUCUACCUGGGGCAAAACAGCAAGGAGAUAUUGCUGCGCGCGCUGCGCCAGUUCCUGAUCGGGGCGGUCGAGUUUGACACCCGCCCCGGCCUGAAGUUCCUGAUACAGAAGGUGUCCGGCAUCGACUACGCGGCCAACCUGUACAAGCAGAUGAACUCCUCCUGGAUCAUACACUACAUGGCGCUGGUGGACAUGUACCUUAACAACGUGCGCAUCCACAGCCUCACCGCCGAGGACGUGCGCUAUCUGCUCAGCUCCUGCUGCGACCAGUACGCGGCCGGGCCGCAUCCGGCCAAGGGCGACGAGAAGUGCAUCCACUAUCUGUUCGCGCUGCGCGAUUUGUGGGAGAUGAUAGCCGACCACUUCAUACAGCACCUGGAAAGCGACCGGGAGCGCAGCCGCAAGGCGCACCUGUACGCGGAGGCGGCCGACGAGCCGCUCGAGCGUGCGGCGGAGCAUCGCGAACACGGUGGCGACCCCGGCCCUAUCCUGUACCACUAUCCCGACCAGACGGCCGACGACUGUGGCCAGCCGUCGGCGGCACUGAGGCAAAGCAACGGCACCGCUAGAAAGGCGGCCGGCGAUGGAGAAACUUUGGCAGCGGCGGCACGAAGAAGCCUCCCGCAUCCGCACCAGCCGUACUAUCUGCCCGCUGCUAACGGGCCAACGGCUGCUGGCCAGGAACCGGCCAAAGACUUUGAGCCCACCUACCAGCAGCAACCGGAGCCGCCUGCGGAACAGCCGCCGGCGCUCAGGAGCGCUACCAAGGGUGAACAUCCUGCAGAAGGCGAGCGGCAGAAGCAAACGAUACCGCCGGAGAUCGAGCAGCAGCGGGCGCUCAGCAUCCAAAAGGACGUGUCGUAUAAAACAUCCGCCUUAAGACAGCUAAUCGUCGCUUCUAUUGAGUUGAUCAAGCUUCUGCCCGGCGAGCAGUCGGAGUUUCUGCAGCUGCUGCUUACGCCCCGCAUCCGGGAAGCAUUCCAUUUCGUCGAGGAAAAGAAUCCGUUCCUCUCGCUGGACGCACAGCAUUAAUUGAGCUACCGAUUUGGGGGGAAGCCCAUUUAUAAUAACUUUACCGGGGGGAGGGGGGCAAGGAUACGCUGCUUCACUUAAGUGCUUAAGUGCAACAAAAAAAGUCAUUGGAAUUGCUACAUAUUGUGUAUAUACAUAUAACGCUCAUAUUAUUGUACGGAUUUACCAAUUCAUGUUGAUACAGUCGUGAAAUAUAUUUCUCGAUCAAGUGGA
Anopheles arabiensis is the source of this 7188-nucleotide messenger RNA. RefSeq names its product brefeldin A-inhibited guanine nucleotide-exchange protein 3. The transcript is spliced from 8 exons. Gene Ontology annotation, biological process: regulation of ARF protein signal transduction. Bases 664 to 6975 code for a protein of 2103 amino acids. Gene Ontology annotation, molecular function: guanyl-nucleotide exchange factor activity. The record is from RefSeq and is a predicted model, not a curated record. NCBI's taxonomy places the organism in Eukaryota, Metazoa, Arthropoda, Insecta, Diptera, Culicidae.